UACUCCCGGCACCCCGGCACCGACCAUACCUUGGCUCCCUGGUGCUCCAGCUCCCUCUUAGCCCCGUUCCUCGGGCUCCCACAACUGCAUCCCCAUCUUCCCUACUCCUUGUGCCCCGGAGCCCCCAGCUAACCCCGGCUGUCCCAGCUCCACAGCUGCUGUGCCCACCGGCUCCCCGGCCCCCGGGCUCCCGGGCCCCCUGGAACCGAGGCCAUGGCGUUCAUGGUGAAGAGCAUGGUGGGGGGGCAGCUGAAGAACCUGACGGGGGGCCUUGGCGGCGAGGAGAAGAGUGAGGGCGAGAAGUCUCCGGCCGAGGCACAGGGCAUGACCCGUGAGGAGUACGAGGAAUAUCAACGGCAGCUGGUGGAGGAGAAGAUGGAGAGAGAUGCCCAGUUUGCCCAGCGCAAGGCGGAGAGAGCCACGGUCAGGUCCCACUUCCGAGACAAGUACAGGCUCCCCAAGAAUGAAACGGAUGACAACCAGAUCCAGCUGGUAGGAGGUGACGUGGAGCUGCCCAAAGAGCUGGCCAAGAUGAUCGAGCAGGACAACGAGGAGGAGGAAGAGAAGAACUCGGUUAUCGGUCAGCUCAGCAACAUCCAGAACCUGGACCUUGAUUCCUUGAAGGACAAAGCUUCGGCCACGCUAGAGGACCUGAAGCAAUCAGCGGAAAAAUGCGCCGUGAUGUAACGGGGCCGGAGAAGAACAAAGUGAUAAGGGAAGAUCUCCUUCUCCUCCCCCUCCAUCGUGCUGUAGCUGUGCGCUGUGCUCGGUUGAGUGUCCCUCCACCUCCUGUGCUAUCCCCAUGCCAUGGUACUGUUAUAACCGGUGGAAUAAAUACCAGGAGAUGU
Molecule: messenger RNA, 848 nt
Organism: Manacus vitellinus (golden-collared manakin)
Lineage: Eukaryota; Metazoa; Chordata; Aves; Passeriformes; Pipridae
Gene: CPLX3
Product: complexin 3
Exons: 4
Coding region: 214-687 (157 amino acids)
Biological process (GO): regulation of neurotransmitter secretion; synaptic vesicle exocytosis; neurotransmitter transport
Cellular component (GO): SNARE complex; terminal bouton
Molecular function (GO): syntaxin binding
Source: RefSeq, a predicted model, not a curated record